GAUCUUCCUAAUGCCAUGAAUGCAGCAGAGAUCACAGACAAGCUCGGCUUACAUUCCCUUCGCCAGAGAAACUGGUACAUUCAGGCUACCUGUGCCACCAGUGGAGAUGGGCUUUACGAAGGCCUGGACUGGCUCUCCAACCAGCUCAAAAACCAGAAGUGAUCAGAAGCAACCCAUUCCCUGUGCAUUGUGGCAAAGCCAGCUGGCUGUUCCUGUGUGCAUGUGAGCGUGUGAGGAGCCCAUGGGGCUGUGCAGCUGGGAGUGGGGGCAGCUUUCUCACACCGUGCCUUAUACAUGCUAUACGAGAACCAGUAUUCCAUUUUAAGAAAACCAGUGUUACAUUUUGAAUGCUACCUUCCAUUUCACUAGCUUUGAUGGUCAUUUUGCUGAGGCCCCCUGGGUGUGAUAGCUAGAGCAGCUCCAGGCUAGAAAAGAGAGCUGGAGCCAGACAGGUCCUAUUGUUGCAAUCCUGGGUCUGGCAUCUCCACACACCCUGAAUCCUGUUGGAUUUCAGUGUCCUUUUGUAAAAAGAAAGGAAGGAACUGUCAUUCUUUCCCAUCGUGCCAAAGCUAGCAGCUCACUUGUACUUUAAAGACAUCCUCAAGAAGAGAAGAUAUGUGAUUACCACAGGUUGAAGAGGCUCAGGGAGGGUGCUUCCUCCGAGUUCUGUUAGUUCAGACCGACUUGUUUAGCUUGUUUUAGUCAAAGGAAUCGGUGACCUUUUUCAUUAGAGUAUCAGACUGUAACACUAAAGAAGUUUCCAGCCUGUCCCUGGAAGUUGCCAGAUGGAGACCCUGUGGGCUGGUGGCCCAACAGGAGGCCAGGACUCUUCCCCGAAGCCGCCUGGUCCACAGUGAAGUGUAGGCUGGCUGGAGGAAACGAAGUGAGGUGGCUCUUGUGUUCUGGCAUCACUGUCUCAGGCCCUAGAGGCUGCUGCUCCCACUUCCCUGCUCUGUGCUGAAUGGUCUUCACACGAAGCAGACAGCUGCUCCUGGGUGGAGUCAUCACUGUGUCCAGUUGUCCUAGUCUACUGUAGGCUUUUGGUUAGUAUCUGUUUGCAGAACUGCACACCUAUGAGUUCUGAGAGUUUGUGAGAAAGUUAUGAGGUUAAUGUAGGGGAUGAAGUUCCCAGUGACCCCCUGGUACUCCCUGGGUUGGUGCUAAACUUCGCUCUGACAAGCAUCUUUUACCUAGACGGCUCUGGUGCAUGGACUCCUCCUCAAUGGCAGUAGUGUCUGAAGAGCUGUUUGGAAAUGUGUGCUGUGUUGUCCUGCAGAUAGUGAUAGAUAGGAAGGUCCGGAGAGGAGCUGGGCUCAGCCCAUGCCCUCUGGCCACACAACUCUUGGCCACAUUUGUACCUAGGCCCUUCUGCUUAACCUUUAAACCCCCUCUCAAAAAAUCUUGAUUCCUAUUUUAGGAAGGGGACUACAAGCUGAAUUUCAAGGAACACGAUAAGCCUUGUUCAUUGGUAACGAAGUUAUACUAGGAAAACAAAAAAAUCUUUGCCAUUGUAAAUGUGGGCUGUGAUGAUUUUCUCUAAAAAUCAUCUUAAAGAAUGUUCAUUGCAAUACCGGCGACUAAGUCCAGUUGUGAUUUUUAACCACAGAUAAACUCCUGAGAAAUGUUGAAAUUGUACACCUCCCAUCGGCAGGGAGUUUCUUGCCCUUUGUAAUUAUGCUUAGUGUGCCUGGCCUGGUGCUAGGCUGCAGUAAAUGUGGUGAUUGGUUAGACAAUAAAGAACUUACUUGGGAAGGGGGAGACAUGGUCAUGUACUCCUGGAUGUCUGAACUGA
Molecule: messenger RNA, 1792 nt
Organism: Cricetulus griseus (Chinese hamster)
Lineage: Eukaryota; Metazoa; Chordata; Mammalia; Rodentia; Cricetidae
Source: RefSeq, a predicted model, not a curated record